Messenger RNA from Varroa destructor (honeybee mite), 1059 nucleotides. RefSeq lists its product as uncharacterized. Lineage: Eukaryota; Metazoa; Arthropoda; Arachnida; Mesostigmata; Varroidae. The record is from RefSeq and is a predicted model, not a curated record.
UGGAAAGAGCAAUAUUAUGGCCGAUGCCAGUUUUCCAUCAGGCCGGCAAAUCGUAGUUUUUCGUAUCGUAUAUAAAGAGAACGCUGCGUUUACACGAAGAAAGAGCUAUUUGUCGGGUAGCAUUUAUUGAGUUAAUAAGCCGUCAGUGACUCUGGGUAAAGGUUCGUAGCCAUAGUGGUGUUUGGUGGCCUUCUCAACGUUCCUAAGCGGAGCUCUUUAGCACUCCAAAUACUUUUAGCACGGAGUGAGCUCACGAUGGCAACGGCUGUCAUUACAGCAGUCUGUGUCUGGACAUCUUUUACAACGAACACAGCCCCUCCACCAAACGCAUUUGCCGCCGGUUUCUAUCAUAUGGGUGGUACUAGAGGAACAUCGCCCCUAUACGUAGUCAGGAUCAAUGGAACCGGUCAGGUUCCCGCUUUUGGGUGGCAAAGAACUAGACAUAGCGUCAUAGUGCAUGGAGUGCGAGGUUUUGACGAUAUACAUUAUGAGGAUAACGUUUUGGCGGAAAUCCUCACAUGCAAAGGACUCGACAAGGUAACAAUGCGCUGGGUUCAAUAUAAUUCCAUGGUCGACAUGGAGCGUUGUGUGCAGCUGGGAAGGAACAACAAUGGCGAGAAGAUUUAUUUGGCAAGAAUCCUCAUUGAAGAUCAUCCUCCAGCUAAAACUUAUCUUCCGGCCACUUUUGUCCCUUCAAGUGGACUAGCAAUUACUGAACAUUACGGUACAUAUGCAACCGACUGCUUUAUGGUGUUUUGCGGGAUUAUUUCGUAAAGUGAAAGCAUAUACUAACUGCCCUUAAAUGAGUACAGCUGAACCGCACUUGGUUUCUCUGAGCCAGUUUUUAUUUUAUUGAUACUGUAUAUGUAUAUUGAUAGAUAUACAAGAUUUUAUUGACGGCUGCCUUUUAACUAGACACGGUUCAUGUCAACACGGCAGUCACAGUCGUGUGGUCCAUUGGGGAACAAGCUAAUUCAAUAUCUUAAUAAAAUCGACUGUUAAUUUUCAACCAAUAUGCCUAUUUUCAUAUGUAUAUAUAGACAGUGAGAAAGCUAAACC